GUUAUUGGGUUUUUGUUACAAUCAGAAAUGGGGUUCUUUAUCCAAUUAAGGCUUCUGGGUCUUUCUUAGGUUUUCAUUACGGUCUCUUUCACAUCUCACAUAUCAAAACCCUAAUUACUACAGAAUUGAAUUCACCGUCGCCAUUAAUUUCUCUUAUUUUUCUUGUUCCAAAUUGCCAUUUAUUGCAACUUUUAAUUUUAUGGUUUUCAGAUAUUUCCCAUGCUCUAACUGAUCUUGUUACUUUUCUUCAUCAGUAGGGUCAGCAUUUCACUAGUGUCCAAUUUUUUGAGUUAUGGAGCAAAUCUCCUUUGAAUUUCAUCAUUUUCUCCUCUUUUCUUUAUGAUAUUUAUUGGAUGAAAUCACUAGUGCGGCUCACUUUGCUAUUUUUGGGGUCUGUUUCUGUUUUUUUGUUUCUGUUCUUGCUCACUCUCUACUCUGACACAUCUGUUUCCCAUAAUUCCAGCCUACCAAUCAUCCAGUUGUUACUGAUACCCCUCAUACAGAAAUAAUUCAGCUCCCAAUUUCAAGAAAUAUUCUAGAGAACUCUGUAUUUGUGGGGUGUGUAUUUUAGCCUAGAUUUUUUGUAGCCUGCUAGAUUUCUUUUCUAGCUCUUCCUGUGUGUGAAACAAACUACAAGAGCUUCAAUUAAGGCUAAAGCAUGGCUGACGAAUCGGCCAACAGGUCCGAAUGGAGUAGAGAGCAGGACAAGGCAUUUGAGAAUGCCCUGGCAACUUAUCCGGAGGAUUCUUCUGAUCGGUGGGAGAAAAUUGCGGAGGAUGUUCCGGGGAAGACUUUAGAAGAAAUUAAACAUCACUAUGAGCUUUUAGUUGAUGACGUUUACCAGAUCGAGUCUGGCUGUGUGCCACUGCCUAGUUAUACUUCUUGUUCCAGUGGUUCGACAAGCCAUGCUAGUGACGAAGGAACUGGGAAGAAGGGUAACCAUUUUGGGCAUUUUAACGGCGAUUCAAACCAUGGAGCCAAGGCUUCAAGGUCAGAUCAGGAGCGCCGCAAAGGGAUUGCUUGGACAGAGGAUGAGCACAGAUUAUUUCUUCUUGGUUUGGAUAAAUAUGGGAAGGGUGAUUGGCGAAGUAUAUCGCGGAAUUAUGUGGUGACAAGAACUCCCACACAAGUUGCAAGCCAUGCUCAGAAGUAUUUCAUUCGUUUAAACUCUAUGAACAAAGACAGGAGGCGAUCAAGCAUUCAUGAUAUCACUAGCGUAAACAAUGGAGACAUAUCUGUGCCCCAAGGGCCGAUCACCGGUCAAGCAAAUGCUGCAGGAGGUUCAUCUGGCAAAUCAAACAAACACCCUCAAGUAUCGGCUGCUCCGCCUGGUAUUGCCAUGUAUGGUGCAACGACUAUCGGGCAACCAAUAGGACCAAUAGGAGCACCCCUAGUUUCGGCCGUUGGCACACCGGUGAAUCUUCCACCACCGUCACACAUGGCAUACGGCGUUAGAGCACCAGUUCCCGGGGGAAUGGUUCCUGGUGCCCCAAUGAACAUGGUCCCCAUAACAUAUCCAAUGUCACACACAUCUACUCAUUUAUGAAGUGGCAUUUAGUUUACAAAUUGUACAAAGUACAAAGACUAUUUAGCGCUGAUUUUACUUCGGAGUUAUUAGGGACUUGAGCAGGAAUAAUGUGAUGAUACUAUACUUCAUUUACCUUAUCAAAUUGAAAUAAGCUAUAGAAGAAAA
Cornus florida is the source of this 1693-nucleotide messenger RNA. Its product is annotated as transcription factor SRM1-like. NCBI's taxonomy places the organism in Eukaryota, Viridiplantae, Streptophyta, Magnoliopsida, Cornales, Cornaceae. The record is from RefSeq and is a predicted model, not a curated record. The transcript has 2 exons. Gene Ontology annotation, molecular function: DNA binding. The coding region runs from base 659 to 1546 and encodes 295 amino acids.